UUAAAGCUUCAAAAAGCAUCAAAAACCCAACACCCGAAUUUGCCAGAUUUCAAGCAGUGUAUAACCUGCCUAAAGGGCCACCCACAGCAUGAAUUUGAGCCAUGUAUGACAGCCAUAGACUGCCAUAAAGUGGAUGCCAGGGCGGACUGACCAUUUGGAAACCUGGGCACUGCCCGAGGGCCCGGGGUCAGUAGGGGACCCCAUGAGAUGCCCCUGGUACCUUUUUCAUAGGCUUUUUUGAGUUUGGGCAAGGACACAGGGGCCCCAUGACCCCCUAUUGCCCGGGGGCCCCAU
Staurois parvus is the source of this 294-nucleotide messenger RNA. NCBI's taxonomy places the organism in Eukaryota, Metazoa, Chordata, Amphibia, Anura, Ranidae. The record is from the annotation of a GenBank genome assembly.